Pelagomonas calceolata is the source of this 950-nucleotide messenger RNA. Lineage: Eukaryota; Pelagophyceae; Pelagomonadales; Pelagomonadaceae. The record is from the annotation of a GenBank genome assembly.
CUCUCUAGUGCCUUACAUGCCGCUAGCUAAAUCCGUAAUCGGGAGACCAGCCUCUCGCUCGGAGCCUGAGCCUCCGCUGGCGUUCGCGCAGCGGCACGCCACAGCUUAAACGCACCGGAACUGGUCAGAGAUCUGCCGCUCCAUCCCUGGACCAGCGGGCGUGGUCAUCCCGUACAUCCUUACCGGCCGAGCCGCAGCAAUGGCUGAUUCCGGUUCUGAUUCCGAUUCCAACUCCAUUCCCGAAGAGCAGCAAGAGAUCUGCGACGCUGUACGAGCUUUCGACGUCGAAGCUUUGCGCCGAUGCCUCGCUGCUGGCGUCGACCCUAACCUAAGGGAACCACGGUCAAAAUUCCCGCUGUUGUACUACGCGAUACUUUGGGGUAGCGGGGUGCGUCCCGAAAGGACUAUUCAGGCGCGACUCGCGUGCAUUUCGAUGCUGCUGGAGGCCGGCGCUUCAGUAGAUUUAGGUCCCGAGGGUACCGAUGGAAGAACGCCGUUGCAUUACAUUGCGAGCUAUAAAACCCCAUCAUACCAAGCCGUCAUCGCAUUACUCAUAAAAUCGGGCGCCGAUGUCAACACUACUUACUUUGGGGGCUCAGUGUUAGAAACUGCAGCAAUGAGUGGUGUGGCCGCUACCGUCAAGAAGCUCAUCACGGCGGGCGCAGUGGGUUUAGACCGAGCGCUGGUAAAAGCGAUUGCGAAAGGCAACCAACGCACUUACGCUCCGCUCAUGCGCGCCGGAGCAGCAAUACCUCUAUCUAGUAGCACCUUCUGUGAGAAAAUCCGCAUAGCAGGAGGCUUCAAAGCCUAUGAAAACGCGCACCGCCAGCGACUCGUGGCGAUCUUCGCGCCGAAAUUCCCUCAUCUCCCGGCCGACAUGCUCGGGCGCGUCCUCGAGUUUGUAUUCGACGUGGGGGGUCACUGAAUGUACUGUUAAACAAUUACACUAA